AUGAGGAUUAUUGCACUUCCCUUACCCAAGCAAAGGGUUUUCCUACACUGUUAUCCAUCAGAAUUACUUUUGAAAAAAGUUACAGUCCAUGAUAGAAUACUAAAUCGUAUCUACAAUACUUGGGAUGCGUGGAGCAAGUCGAAAAGCUUCAUAAAACAAAAGACAGUUUCGUUUGGAAACAGUGUAUUACACCGUGUACCUCAUGAGGAAAGCUUUUUAAGAUCAGUAUCAACGGCUAAAAAACUCAACGACAAGGAAUUUUAUUCUACGAUUGUUAUAGAGCGACCGGAUUCCUUAGAGCCUAGCGAAAUACUCCAAGAGCUCAUUCGACUACAAGAAAUGAAACAACUACACCGAAAGAAUUUCAUUGCUAACAUUAUAGGGCUUCCUCUAACUAUUCCAUUUAUCCUAAUUCCCAUCAUUCCAAAUGUACCAGGUUUUUAUUUAUGCUACCGAGCAUAUUGCAACUUUAGAGCUUUGAUGGGGACUUCACAAAUUACCCGUCUACUUCAAUCAAAAGAUCUUAAAAUUCAGAGUAAUGAAAAACUUGAAUUGGCUUAUCGUUCCUAUUUGAAUGGUGACCACCACAAAUUAAAUGAGGCCGUGGGCCACCAAGAAUUUAGUGAUCGAUACGAAAGAGCUUUUAAGCAAGAGUGUAAUUCUUCUAAAAAUCAUUAA
This is a messenger RNA of Schizosaccharomyces octosporus yFS286, 678 nucleotides long. RefSeq lists its product as uncharacterized. The transcript has a single exon. Gene Ontology annotation, cellular component: mitochondrial inner membrane. Gene Ontology annotation, biological process: potassium ion transport; proton transmembrane transport. Bases 1 to 678 code for a protein of 225 amino acids. The record is from RefSeq and is a predicted model, not a curated record. Lineage: Eukaryota; Fungi; Ascomycota; Schizosaccharomycetes; Schizosaccharomycetales; Schizosaccharomycetaceae.